CACUCUUUGCAUCACAAAGGCUGGCAGCCCUGCUGCAACAUCUCCCAAGGCUACAUACCUGUAGGCACAGACAUGUCCAUACUUCCUCCAAAGUAAAACCUCCUUCAGUGAGGCCCUCUGCAUGUGGUAACCACAAGAUUUCACCUUCCUCCAGAGGAUGGGAGGGCUGUCCUGCGUAGGAUUACAAGUGGCAGCUCAGUAUUUUCACAGAGUGAAGAAGAUUCUGCUUUCAGAUGUGACCUCAUCCACAGAGUGCAAAGACUGAUCUCAGCAAGAUGGGUUCCAAACUUCUUGAUGAAAACAAGCAGCCUCUCAGUGAAAACCAACAUUUCAAAAGUUUUCAGACAUCACCUGUGUCCCCAAAUACCGAGAUGGGACAGGAAGAUGUUGCAGACUUGACUUCUCCAACGGGCAAGAAAGAAUUGGAUAGGCAGACGAAGGAGGUGUGUUUGCAGGACCCAUUGCAAAUAUUGGAAGAAAGGAAGAAGAAACUUCUAAAGGAAAAAGCCAGAAUAUUGGAAGGAAGAGAAUUAAUCAAAAAACAGGAAAAAAUCUUAAAGGACAUGCAGAUAAAAAUAAAUCACUUGCACAAGCAGCUCAAGCACCCUGAACUAAUUGAAUCAAGAAAAAACUCAAAGGAAUUGCAGAUUCCAAUAAAAACCUUGGGAGCAGGAAGCAGAAAAAAGGAGGAGAAGAUGAAAAAGCAUGCACAAGAUGAAAGGCAUAUGCUUUGGCGGAAGAGGGAGUUUGAAUGGCCUGGCAGUAAAAGCUGUCAAGAAAGAGAGAAGGUCUACAACUGCCCCAGCUCUCCCACCCAGAAGACAACUAUGGUGAAACGGACCCAGAAAUCCAGCCACCAAAAAAACAUCUGCUGCUUCUCUCUUGGGAAGUCUGUCAAGUACUUACUGUGCUAUGCCUGCUUGUACUUAACACUAGUCUUGAUUUAUAAACACCUACCUGAUGCUAUCUGGGCAUACCACCUGGACACACCAGGCAGCAUCUAUCAUCAGCCAUGGACACACUAAGCCCAGAACAUUUUAAAGACUCCACGCUGGAUUUCUGUAGGGUUGCUGUUUUGCUUCUGGGAAGACCAGCACUUUAAAAUAAAGUAUCUAUAAAUGCUAAAAGCA
This is a messenger RNA of Passer domesticus (house sparrow), 1130 nucleotides long. RefSeq lists its product as uncharacterized. NCBI's taxonomy places the organism in Eukaryota, Metazoa, Chordata, Aves, Passeriformes, Passeridae. The transcript has 11 exons. Bases 276 to 1025 code for a protein of 249 amino acids. The record is from RefSeq and is a predicted model, not a curated record.